UCCCAUUUCCAUCUCAUCUGCUCCUUUAUGUUGAUUUAUACGCACUGCGUACGCGUUUUUGCUUCUGUACGUAUACGCAUAUAUGCGUGUGUAUUCUGUGCUGCGUCUUUACUUUCUCAUACAACCUGCAUAGAUCGGAUCUCCACUCUGUUGUUCAUCGACAAUUCACAUUUGAGCUCCGCUGCUGCAAUAAUCUCGAAAUCCGCAUCGCAUUGUUUAUUGUGAUUCAGCUGUAGUAUGUAGGUGUGUUGAUUGGUGGAUUAUGAUUAAGAAUCAAUGCUGAACUGUAAUUCUGAUCGCUAAGUUUUAGUUACAGCCUGAUUAGUUCACUUGCUAGGAGCAUUCAAUUAAGGUUAUUUGGACGGUGGAAGGUAAAUUUUUUUUUAAUUUUUCGAGAACUUGAUGAGAGUUACGGCAGGGCAGAGGUCAUGAACUAUGUUCUGCCUUUUAACUAGCAGCUAAAUUCUAAAAGCUUCCAUUGGAUAUUCAAUGUAGUAAAAAGGAGUGGUUCAGGCCUCCUUGUUGAGGUGAAAUUUGAAUACUAAAGUUUUAUGGAGCUGCUUAUUUAUACAUAUUGAAGGAGAAAUAUUACAGUGUUCUGCAUGUUGAUGUGUUGCCACCUAGUGCAUUUGCACAAUAGAAUCUGGAUAAGCUACUGGUGAGAAGACAAAUCCCUGCUUAUGGCCUGAAUUUACAUCCCAAAUUUAAAUUCAAAUAAGAAAUGAGUGGCAACAAAUGGAUAUCGAAUAUACUUUCUGGCAAAUGCUUCACUUAUGUACCUCUCCAAAAGUGGUAUAUCAGCACACUAAGUACCACAAACAAACAAAGAACCAAUGGGCACGGGAUGAUCCUGCAUUUAUUGUUAUAUGCAGUCUUCUUUUAGCAUGUUCUACUUUAGCUUACUGUGCUGCGUAUGAUCAUAGUGCAGGGCAUACUGUUUUUGUGGUUAUCUCUGUAUUACUUUUUCAUUUUUUAAUAACCGGAGCUGUUUUGUCUACAUGUUGUUGGUUCUUGACCAACAAUUAUCUUCGAGAGGAAACUCCAAACAGUCAUGUGGUGGAACAACGGGUUGAAUGGUUAUAUGCUUUUGAUGUCCACUGCAAUUCUUUCUUCCCAAUGUUCAUCCUGCUUUAUGUCGUGCAUUAUUUUCUUUCCCCCCUUCUGAUUGCUCAUGGUUUCAUUCCCCUUUUACUAUCAAAUUUGCUCUUCAUGGUUGCCGCUUCCUACUAUCAUUACCUCAACUUUUUAGGUUAUGAUGUAUUGCCCUUCCUGGAAAGGACCACUUUCUUCCUGUACCCAAUUGGCAUUGUUAUUGUCCUUUCACCUAUUUUUAUUUUGAGCGGCUUCAGUCCAUCAAGAUAUUUCAUGAACAUGUACUUCAGCAGAUUGGUAUGAUCGCAGCCAAGGCUUUAUAAUAGGACCUGUUACAACAUGGGGAUGAAUUGCAGGAUGACCUCGAUGCAAUUGUUUACAGUUCCAUUAUAUCUUGAAUGGAAGACGGGGAAGUUGAUCAAGUUCUCUGGUAUGGCCUUUUACCUUUAGGAGUGAGAAUUGUAACUGAGCGGAGCUUAUUAGGUGCUUGUAGUGUUGUACUGCGGCUGCAAAAACUGAUCCAUACCAAUUCAAUGUAAAGAUUUUGCUUUCUUAAUUGCACCGACUAUCGACCAUGGACCACAGUUCCUUGCUUUACUGAACUUGAAAAUACCUAAUUGUCAUUUUAAUGGAGUUGGCUUUUCAGCUGUGUUGUUGUA
This is a messenger RNA of Ipomoea nil (Japanese morning glory), 1751 nucleotides long. RefSeq names its product protein unc-50 homolog. NCBI's taxonomy places the organism in Eukaryota, Viridiplantae, Streptophyta, Magnoliopsida, Solanales, Convolvulaceae. Gene Ontology annotation, cellular component: Golgi membrane. The transcript is spliced from 10 exons. The record is from RefSeq and is a predicted model, not a curated record. Bases 736 to 1395 code for a protein of 219 amino acids.